This is a messenger RNA of Paramecium octaurelia, 1675 nucleotides long. NCBI's taxonomy places the organism in Eukaryota, Ciliophora, Oligohymenophorea, Peniculida, Parameciidae. The record is from the annotation of a GenBank genome assembly.
AUGAUAUUCGGACUACUAUUGCUAAUUAUUUAAAUAACUGGAUUUUCUGUUACAAAGCAAUAUAGAACUCAGGGUCUCUAAUACAUUGAUUUGGAUUUGGAUUAAUUUGGUCAAACAUCCACUGGAAAAACAACUUUAACAAUAAUUUUAGAAAAUACAAUAAAAGUUUCAUAUCCCUUUUUGGCUUAUUGCUUUAAUAAUGAUGAGCAAGUUGUCAAAUCUAUUCUAUAAUCCUUAAGUUCGAUUCAAUAGCAUAUAGAAUCAAACAAGUAAGAUUAAUUUGUAAUUAGAAAAUAAUGUGUGUUUGAUAAUAAUGCUUUAUUGUAUUAUCAAAAUGCCUAACAGCUGGUCUUUACUAACAACAUUGAUGAUCAAAAUGAAUGGGUCUACAAUCAAUAUAGUAUUUAUUAAUUAAAUCACCGUAAAAUGAGAUUGUAUGUCUAGUCCACAUUAGAAACGACUUACAGAUUGACAAUCAGUUCCUCUGAAAAAGGAGAAUGCUAUAAGUUUGAUUUCAUUAUAAACUAGUUCAUGUAAUAGCCAAGGACAUUGCAGUGAGAAUGCAGUAAAAUUAUGCCAAUGUCAAUUAGGAGUGCUAGACAGUACAUGUUAGAUAACUAGUAAUGUUAUAAAUUUCAGAAGUAAAUCUUCAGUAAAUUUAAAUAAAUAUCUAGUUCUAAAUGGAGAGACAGACUGAAAAUCUUGUCAUUGUCCCAUUUCCAGAUUCCUCAUCCAAUAUUAUCAUAACUAUUGAUUCACAUGUAGAGUUAAAGCUCUACUUUGGAUGUUCAUACUAAAAAUAGUAUAUCCCCUUUUAUCGGAGUAACUCAUUUAAUCAAACCAAUAUCUCGAAUGGAAAUGUGAUAAUUAGUCAGAAGGAGCUCUAGGAUUGCUUUGAAAAUGCCAAUAAAAUAGAAGAAGCUCUAUAAACUCCAUUAUCAAAAUACUUGAUAAUUUUGCUUGUUAAUGAACAAAUUAUGAAUACUCAAAUAACACUAACACUGACUUCGGGGGAUUCAGAAGAAAGUGGUGGUACUUUAGAGAUAGUUUAUAUUAUUCUAUCAGUUUUGGGGAGUUUGAUAAUCUUGGUGUUGUUGAUCAUCUGUAUGAUCCAUAAAUAGCGAAAAGGGAAAAGGAUAUUGAUUUUAUAGCCGAGUAAUGAAAGGGCGAAUUAAAUGAAAGUAAAAAAGUUUAGACAUUCUCUGAGAUAAGAUUAUAUCGCAACUGAAAUUUACGAUUAAGUCAUUUAGGAAUUUCCAGGACUUUAGGAGUCAUCAGAAUGUUAAAUUUGCCUAUUGCAAUUCAAGAAACAAGACUUGGUUAAAUUGACAUAUUGUUUGCAUUUAUUUCAUCAGUAUUGCUUGGAUGAAUGGCGAAAAAGAACUUAAGUACUUAAGAGUAUUAUGAUAGACUUGUCCUUUUUGUAGAAGUAAUUUGACUUAGGAAAAAUAUAUGCAGUAGAUAUAGGAAGAAUAGAUUAUCAGGUUAGGAGUGGUGGUUGACGAUGCAAUCUCAAUUGAUCCUUUAAAGUUAUAAGAGUUUUAGCAAAGAGAAUAAAGAAUACGAUAAUUGCAAUGUAAAUGAUAAUUGUAGCAUUUUAGAAACUCAAUCUCCUGGGUCUGCCAAUGUCAUACAAAUUAACACUCCAGGUCUUUGUUAGUUUAGCGAAAACUGA